This is a messenger RNA of Toxotes jaculatrix (banded archerfish), 2132 nucleotides long. Its product is annotated as leucine-rich repeat LGI family member 2-like. The transcript has 8 exons. Lineage: Eukaryota; Metazoa; Chordata; Actinopteri; Toxotidae. The record is from RefSeq and is a predicted model, not a curated record. Gene Ontology annotation, biological process: inhibitory synapse assembly. Bases 1 to 1635 code for a protein of 544 amino acids. Gene Ontology annotation, molecular function: protein binding.
AUGACAGCGACUAAGCAGUGGCUACUGGCCGGUUUGGCGCUUCUGUAUAUUUAUGGAGCAGUUGAAUCCAAAAGGAAUUUCAAAUGUCCUUCAGGAUGCUCCUGCUCCAAGGAGACGAUCAUCUGCGUCGGUACUUCACACAUCCCACGGACUAUACCGAAUGAGAUCAACUCAUUGAGCAUGGUUAAUGGAUCUAUUGCUGAAAUUACAGAGGGAAUGUUUGCACUGAUGCCCUCUCUUCAGCUGUUGCUUCUAAAUGCAAAUUCUUUGACCACUAUCAAAGAUGAUGCUUUCUCUGGUCUUCCACAUCUAGAAUAUUUAUUCAUUGAAGGAAACAAGAUUGACACAAUCACCAAAAAUGCCUUUCGUGGUCUACGAGAUCUGACUCACCUUUCCCUUGCCAAUAACAAGAUGAGGUUUCUGCCAAGAGAUCUCUUUUUUGACUUGGAUUCUUUGCUUGAACUGGAUCUACGGGGCAACUCUUUCCAGUGCACCUGUGAGAACAAGUGGCUGAUGACGUGGCUGAAAAACACAAACGCCACAGUAUCAGACGUCUUCUGCGCAGGCCCCAGUGACAUGAAGGGCAAACGGCUCAGUGACCUUCCCAUUCCACCGGGCGAGUGUAUCUCCACAGACUUUGUGCGUCAUCAGUCCAUUCCCAUUCAGUCCAUGUCAGCGGACAUCUUCUCUUUUAAAGAGGACAUCUUUGUGGCGAUGGCUGCCCCAAACUCCAACAGCUGUGUGGUCAUGGAGUGGGAUCACAUUGAAAUGAAUUUCAGAAAAUUUGACAAUAUCACAGGGAAGUCUGUUGUUGGAUGCAAGUCGGUCCUGAUCGACAACCAUGUCUUAAUAAUUGUCACCCAACUCUUUGGUGGCUCCCACAUUUACAAAUUUGAUGAUCAACAAAACAAGUUCAUUAAGUUUCAAACUAUUGAGGUCUUCAACAUCUCGAAGCCAAAUGACAUUGAGGUCUUUCAAAUGGAGAGCGAUUGGUAUUUUGUGAUUGUGGACAGCUCCAAGGCAGGACUGUCGACUCUGUACAAGUGGACUGACCAACCAGACCGCAAUGAAACUGGUUUUUACUCAUACCAAUUUCUCCAUGAGUGGUUUCGUGAUACAGAUGCCGAGUUUGUCGAAGUGGAUGGGAAGUCCUACCUCAUCUUAGCCAGUCGAUCUCAGUCACCUGUCAUCUACCUGUGGAACAAAAGCACCCUGAAGUUCACGCUUCAUGACGAGAUCCCAAAUGUCAACGAUGUGGUGGCAGUCAAAGCUUUUCGGGAGGAAAAUGAGAUGUAUCUGGCCAUGACCUGCUACAUUGGUGACUCCAAAGUCCUCAAAUGGACCAAUAAGCAGUUCACUGAGGUGCAGGCUCUGCCGUCUCGAGGAGCAAUGAUCCUCCAGCCUUUCACAUUCGCUGACAGACACUACCUUGCCCUUGGCAGUGAUUAUUCUUUCACACAGAUCUACCUUUGGGAUGUGGAGACCAAAACCUUCCACAAGUUCAAGGACAUUUAUGUGCAGUCGCCUCGGUCAUUUACAGUAGUGACCACUGACCGGAGGAAUUUCAUCUUCUCUUCCAGCUUCAAGGGCAAAUCCAUGGUUUUUGAGCACAUUAUUGUAGAUUUAAGCUUAUAGUGUUUAGCAAAAUCAUGACUAAUCACAGUAUGAGUUGGUCACUCAGAUCAACCUUGCGUAUAUGCUUAAAAACUGUUUCAAACAGUGUAUAUCUUCCUUAUACAACCAGAUAUAUCUUUCUUGGUUUGAGACAAACAUUUUUUGGCACGUUUCUGCAGCUCAUAUACAUUUCUAGCAAUUAUGGUGGUUCAAUUAAUAAUAGACCCCAAGUAGUUAACCUAAAACUGAAUACUGACAGAAAUAUAAAACAAUGGCAAACUUUGAAAUGUUAACAGCAUGAAGAUAAUUUUAUGGCAUACUAAAUAUUAUCUCAAGACCUGCUGGCUUUUAUUGCAAUUCUGUCAUGCAAACAAUGGGCAAGCCAUGGAUUGUAUGUUCUGGCUAUAGCUACCAUGGACUAUAACCUGGCCACGCCACGCAGGUAGUAAGAAACUUGUCCAGGUGUGAAGAUGCUCCAAAACAAAAUCCAUUUUCUAUGGGAUGUUGUUCAACCAAGA